Messenger RNA from Talaromyces proteolyticus, 802 nucleotides. RefSeq lists its product as uncharacterized. Bases 56 to 802 code for a protein of 248 amino acids. The transcript is spliced from 9 exons. The record is from RefSeq and is a predicted model, not a curated record. NCBI's taxonomy places the organism in Eukaryota, Fungi, Ascomycota, Eurotiomycetes, Eurotiales, Trichocomaceae.
CAAUUUUGAUCAAUUUUAACACUUCUGUCUCUGGGUUGCUUUUGUUUCUCUCAAAAUGUCAUCCAAGAAACCGGUUGUGAUUGUCACUGGUGGUGCUGAUGGAUUUGGUUCUGCGAUUGUUGAUCGUUUCUCAUCUGAGGGAUGCAAUGUUCUUGUGAUUGACGUUAACAAAGAAAAGGGUGACACCCAGGCUAGCAAAGACCAAAAUGUUAGAUUCAUUCAUGGGGACGUUACGCUUCGCAAGACAUGGGAGCAAACAUUAGAGCUAGCUCAACAAGAAUUUGGCCGUCUCGAUACUGUUGUUAAUAAUGCUGCCAUCUGUUAUGAUCCUUCUCCUGUUCAUACUCUAGACAUUUCACUCUACGAUAAGGUUUUCAAUAUCAAUGUUAAGCCAAUUUUUUUGAGUGUACAAGUUAUUGCUCCGUACAUGCUGGAAUGUGGAUCAGGUGUGUUUGUCAACAUCUCUAGCACUGGAUACACGCGACCUCGAUCUGGUUUUGCAUUUUACAAUGCUUCUAAAGCUGCAGUGACAACCGCUACUAGGACUAUGGCAUUAGAGUAUGCUCCUAUUAUUCGCUUCAAUUGUAUUGCCCCUACGGUCGGAAAUACCACCAUGCUUUUGCGAAGCAUUGGAGGCGAUGAUGAGACUGCCCAGAAAAUGAAGAAACUACUCAGUGUGAUACCCAUGGGAAGGGUCACAGAGCCGGCGGAUGUUUCAAAUGCCGUUUGGUAUUUAGCUUCUGAUCAAAGUUCUUUUAUCACUGGGACUUUACUUGAGGUCGAUGGAGGCCGUGGCGUCUAA